This is a messenger RNA of Oryza sativa Japonica Group (Japanese rice), 1377 nucleotides long. Its product is annotated as jasmonate-induced oxygenase 4. The record is from RefSeq and is a predicted model, not a curated record. NCBI's taxonomy places the organism in Eukaryota, Viridiplantae, Streptophyta, Magnoliopsida, Poales, Poaceae.
CUUGCAGGCAUAUUCCUUGCAGCAUCUAUCUAUAUAAUGACCUGCUCCCAUCACCAUCACCAUCUUCCACAACUCCAGCAAUUAAUCCUUCAAGAAUCACAGAAACAUAUAUAGCUAUCCACCAUGGACACCACGGCAAGCUGCAGCUUGCCCGACGCCUGGCCGGAGCCCGUCGUCCCGGUGCAAUCCUUGUCGGAAGCCGGCGUCUCCGCCGUGCCGCCGCAAUACAUCAAGCCGCCACAGGAUCGCCCGGUUCUCCCCGCGCCAAGCCUCGACGUCCCCACCGUCGACGUCGCCGCGUUCCUCGACCUCGACGGCGCCGCCGCCGCUUGCGCUGCUGCCGAGCAGCUGAAGAACCUAGCCGAGGCAUGCUCGAAGCAUGGCUUCUUCCAGGUUGUCAACCAUGGCGUGCAGGCAAGCACCGUGGAGAGGAUGAGAGGCGCGUGGAGGAGGUUCUUUGCCCUAGAGAUGGAGGAGAAGAAGGCGUGCUCCAACUCGCCGUCGGCGCCGGAAGGGUACGGCAGCCGCGCCGGAGUCGAGAAGGGAGCUCUCCUUGACUGGGGUGACUACUAUUUCCUCAACAUUUUGCCGAGGGAGAUCAAGCGUCGUAACAAGUGGCCAAAAUCACCGCAUGACCUAAGGGAGAUCACGGAGGAUUACGGGCGUGAUCUGAUGAAUCUCUGUGAAGUGCUACUCAAAGCCAUGUCGCUGAGCUUGGGAUUAGGUGAGAACCAACUCCACGCGGCCUUCGGCAGCGACGACGGCAUCUCGGCGUGCAUGCGAGUGAACUACUACCCCAAGUGCCCCCAGCCGGAGCUAACGCUGGGCAUCUCCUCCCACUCCGACGCCGGCGGCAUCGCCGUGCUUCUCGCCGACGACCGUGUGAAGGGGACGCAGGUGCUAAAGGGGGACACGUGGUACACGGUGCAGCCGAUCCCCAAUGCAUUUCUAGUCAACGUUGGCGACCAGAUUCAGAUCAUAAGCAACGACAAGUACAAGAGCGUGGAGCACCGCGCAGUGGCGAGCUCCGAUGACGCGCGGUUCACCGUCGCCUUCUUCUGCAACCCUAGCGGGAACCUUCCGAUCGGCCCGGCAGCUCAGCUGGUGAGCUCGCAGUCGCCGGCGCUCUACACGCCCAUCGUCUUCGACGAGUACCGCAGGUUCUCCCGCAGGAGGGGGCUCAAAGGGAAGUCCCAGCUCGAGGCCAUGAAGAACAGCAAGGUGCACUGAGCAAGCUAUAUAUGUAAUAGAAUGUCAGAAAAACCGUACGUGGUGACGUUCUCUCUUAAAAAUGAUCUGUAAUGUUGGCGUUGUCAUUAAUCCUAACGAUUUUCAUUAUUAUUCUUUAUAGAUAGCUCAAGUGGAACUUAUUGCCUA